Pantherophis guttatus is the source of this 8993-nucleotide messenger RNA. NCBI's taxonomy places the organism in Eukaryota, Metazoa, Chordata, Lepidosauria, Squamata, Colubridae. The record is from RefSeq and is a predicted model, not a curated record.
CUCCCGCCGGCAGGUCCCCCGGGCCAGGGGCUGCUGUGCGCCCGCUAGCCGCGCUGCCCGUUCCCCCUUGCCCACUCUCAGGCGCGCGCGCAGGCACGCGUCCCCGGCGCGCAGAGCAUGCCUCUCAGCCCAGCCAGCGGCAAACAUGAGGCUCCGGAGCAGCAGCAGCAGCAGCGGCGGCGGCGGCGGCGGAGGCAGCAGCAGCAGCAGGAGGACGAGGAGGAGGACGAGGAGGAGGAGGAGGAGGAAGAGGAGGAAGAGGAGGAGGAAGAAGAGGAGGAAGAAGAAGAGGAGGAGGAGGAAGAGGAGGAGGAGGAGGAAGAAGAAGAAGAAGAAGAAGAGCAGUCUCCGCACCGCUGUCAGCAGCUGCAGCAGGCCGGCGUGGUGAACGGCGAUCCUGGGGAGAGCACGGAGAGCAGCCUCAGGGAGGAGACCCUGUAUGAUACCAUCACGCCUCCCGCCGCCGCCCCCGCCGCCGCCCCCGGCCCCGGCCCUUGCUCCUCCGAGACGCCGGCCUCUCCCCCGCCAGGGCGGAUGGACGAGCCAGCUCCCAACGCCCUGGUCCUGCGCAUCGGCAUCCCGGACCUCCAGCAAACGAAGUGUCUGCGGCUGAACCCCGAUGUCCCCAUCUGGACCUCCAAGCAGCGCAUCCUUUGCACCCUGAACCACAGCCUGAAGGACGUCCUCAACUAUGGCCUCUUCCAGCCGGCCUUCAACGGCCGGGCGGGGAAGUUCCUGGAUGAAGAGCGGCUGCUGAGGGAGUACCCCCUGAAUCCGGACACCCCGGUCCCUUACCUGGAGUUCCGAUACAAGAGGCGCGUCUAUUCCCAGCCCCUGUUGGAUGACAAGCAGUUCGCCAAGCUGCACACGAAGGCAAAUCUGAAGAAAUUUAUGGACUAUGUGCAGACCCUGAAUGUGGAGAAGGUCAGCAGGUUGCUGGAGAAAGGACUGGACCCCAACUUUCAUGACCCGGACACUGGAGAAUGCCCCCUGACCAUGAGUGCCCAGCUGGAGUUCUGUGCCGAGAUGAUCAAAGCCUUGAAGAAUGGCGGCGCCCACUUGGACUUCCGAACCCGCGAAGGGAUGACGGCUCUGCACAAGGCCGUCCGAUGUCGGAACCACACUGCCCUGCGGACGCUGCUAGACCUGGGUGCCUCUACGGACUACAAGGACAGCCGGGGGCUGACCCCCCUGUACCACAGUGUCAUGGUGGGGGGGGACCCCUACUGCUGCGAGCUCCUCCUGCACGACUACGCCAAGGUGGGCUGCAUGGAUGAGAACGGCUGGCAAGAGAUCCACCAGGCCUGCCGCUACGGACACGUUCAGCAUCUGGAGCACCUCCUCUUCUAUGGGGCGGACAUGACUGCCCAAAACGCCUCGGGAAACACUGCCCUGCACGUCUGCGCACUCUACAACCAGGAGAGCUGUGCCCGCGUUCUCCUCUUCCGGGGAGCCAGCAAGGAGAUCCGGAACUACAACAGCCAGACGGCGUUUCAGGUGGCCAUCAUUGCGGGCAACUUUGAACUGGCGGAAAUCAUCAAAACCCACAAAGAGUCCGACGUUGUGCCUUUCCGCGAGACCCCGAGCUACACCAAGCGGCGGCGGCUGAUGGGGGCGGCCGGCCUCUCCUCCCCGCGCCUGCUCCAGCGCUCGGCCAGCGACAACAACCUGAAGGAGAGCCGGCCGUCCUACUCGCCGGCGCCCUCGCUCCGCGGCCUCCCCCCGCAGCUGCUGGCCCAGAUGCGGGAAGCGACAGAUAGAGAGAGAGAGAGAGAGAGAGAGUCAGGGAUCACGUGACCCUUAGAAGUCCGUGCCACAGCGGCGGCGGCGGCGGGGGCCGGUCCGGGCGGCGGCGUCCCGGGAGCGGCCCCUGAGCCGGGCGGGGGUCCGGACACAGUCCGCACGCCGCCGCGCGCUCCGCUGCGGGGCCCCAAGAAGAAGCUGUACAGCGCCGUGCCCGGCCGCCGCUUCAUCGUGGUCAAGAGCUACGCGCCGCAGGGCGAGGGCGAGAUCCAGCUCAACCGCGGAGAAGCCGUCAAGGUGCUCAGCAUCGGAGAAGGAGGCUUCUGGGAAGGAACCGUGAAAGGACGGACAGGCUGGUUCCCGGCAGAAUGUGUCGAGGAGGUGCAGAUGCGGCAGUUCGAUGCCCGACCAGAGACGAGAGAAGACCGGACCAAGAGGCUCUUCCGACAUUACACCGUGGGCUCCUAUGACAACUUCACUUCACACAGCGACUACAUCAUCGAGGAGAAGGCGGCCGUCCUGCAGAAACGGGAGCAUGAGGGCUUCGGCUUCGUCCUGCGCGGGGCCAAAGCGGAAACGCCCAUUGAGGAGUUCACCCCAACACCAGCUUUCCCGGCACUGCAGUACCUGGAAUCGGUGGACGUGGAGGGUGUGGCGUGGCGAGCAGGACUGCGCACAGGAGACUUCCUGAUCGAGGUGAACGGUGUGAACGUGGUGAAGGUCGGGCACAAGCAGGUGGUCUCGCUCAUCCGCCAGGGGGGAAACCACCUGGUGAUGAAAGUGGUCUCGGUCAGUCGCAAGCCAGAGUCAGAAGACCUCAUUCGGAAGAAAGCCCCGCCGCCGCCCAAGCGGGCGCCCAGCACCACCCUCACCCUGCGCUCCAAGUCCAUGACCGCCGAGCUGGAAGAGCUGGCCUCGAUGCGGAGGAGGAAAGGGGAGAAGCUGGACGAGAUCUUGGCAGCGGCUGAGCCUUCGCUGAGACCAGACCUGGUGGAAGCGGAUUCCCGAGCAGCCACCGUGAAGCAGAGACCGACCAGCCGGCGCAUCACCCCUGCAGAGAUCAGUUCCCUCUUCGAGCGCCAGGGCAUGGCCACCCAUGCAGGGCCGGAGAAGCCCCACAUCUCCCUCCGCAAAGGCCUCCCGCGGACCAAGUCUGUAGGCGAAGAUGAAAAAUUUGCGGCUUCCCUAAUGGAUGGAAAAUUUCCCCGGAGUACGUCGAUGCAAGACACCGUCCGAGAGGGCCACGGCAUCCCGCCCCCACCACAAACCGCUCCACCCCCACCCCCCUCCCCCUACUACUUUGACACGGGCCCGCCCCCCACCUUCUCCCCGCCCCCACCCCCAGGGAGGGUGUACGACACCGUCCGGUCCAGCUUCAAGCCGGGCUUGGAGGCCAAGCUGCACGGGCUGCCACCGGUGAUCAGCGCAGCCGAGAUGUAUGACCAGGCCAGGGCUGGCAUCCCUUACCCCGAACGGCAGAAGCGGGCCCGCUCCAUGAUCAUCCUGCAAGACUCCUCCCACAUCCCCGUGGAGCCCACCGACAUCCCCCGGCCAGGCCCCUCAGCCACCCCGCCAGAGAAGCUGAAGCGGAAGGGGCGCGGGGCGGACAACCCAUACGCCAACAUGGGCCAGUUCAAUGUCAGCCUCUUUGCCCCCACCAAGCCCCAGCGCAAGAAGAGCCCCCUGGUCAAGCAGCUGCAGGUGGAGGACGCGCAGGAGCGAGCGGCACUCUCUGUGGCUGGGGGCUUCCCCCGGGAGCCCUCCCCCACCCGGAGGGGCCACCGCCUGAGCGGGAUGGAGUUCACCUCCCAGCAAGUGGACACCGCCAGCCUGCCCUUUGCCACAGCGGUCACGGGGGCCAUGAAGGAGCGAGACCGGCGUCUUGAUGAGAAGCGGAAAUCCACUGUCUUCCUUUCCGUGGGUGCCAUAGAGGGGAGCCCCCCCACCAUAGACAUGCCAUCGCUGCAGCAAUCCCGGUCCAUCGAUGAGCGUCUGCUGGGGAGCCGGGAUGUUCUCCUGCCUUCCCCCGUCUCUGCUUUAAAGCCAUUCCUCAGCAGUUCCUCCUCAACGUUCAUACACCCCCUAACGGGGAAGCCCCUCGACCCCAACUCCCCCCUGGCGCUGGCGCUGGCCGCGAGAGAGCGAGCCCUCUCCACCCAGGUCUCCUCCAGAGUGGCAACCCCCAUCCACAGCCCCGACUCCGAUCGGGCGGCGCCCUUGUUUGUGGACAUCCAAACCAAAGAGCAAGAGAGGGGUGAGCUGGAAGGCCGGGGAUCUCCCGCCUAUUCUCCAGGAGCCAAGGUGGCGACACCCAGCUCCUUGACACCUACCCAGAGCCCCUGGGGGAUGCCCGGAAGUGCAAGGAAAGAGGGCGAGGCACGAACUGAGACCCCAGUGAAGGAGAUGGUGGAGAAGAAGGUGGAGGAGAAGAAGGCCAUGAUCCUCAGCAUCCUGGACACCUCGCAGCAGAAGACCGCCGGCCUCAUCAUGGUGCACGCGACAAGCAACGGCCAAGACCUCGGCUUUGAUGUGAUGGAGGAGAAGACCCCUGUCCCAGAGGGGGGCCCAGAGCCAGUGGAAGUGUCCAUGAUGGAGGCUCAGCCCAGUCCCGUGGGGAAGGCACCUGUCAGCCCAGUCUUGGACAAGACUCUUGGACAAGGGAGUUCGGAGGAGGAAGUAGAGACCUACACGGUCACUCUGCCGCCCGCGCAGCUGUCCUCGAGCGAUGAGGAAACCAGGGAGGAGCUGGCGAAGAUUGGCCUGGUGCCGCCACCUGAUGAGUUUGCAAACGGGGUAUUGGUCACCACCGCUGGCACACCUAUCAGCCAACUGGCUGCUCCAGCCAUCACCCCGCCAUCCGUGCCAGCGGCAGUGGCCCUACCUUCUACCACUGGUGGAACACCCUCAGGGAAACCCUCUGAUGCCCCCACCGCCCCAGAGUCUGCCGCAGACUCGGGAGUGGAAGAGGUGGACACCAGAAGUUCAAGUGACCAUCACCUGGAGACCACAAGCACCAUCUCCACCGUCUCCAGCAUGUCCACACUGUCCUCCGAGAGCGGGGAGCCCACCGACACCUACACCUCCUUUGCAGAUGGGCACACUUUUGUACUCGAGAAGCCGCCAGUGCCUCCAAAGCCGAAACUCAAGUCCCAGACCAGCAAGGGGCCGGUAACCUUCAGGGACCCACUUUUGAAGCAGUCCUCGGACAGCGAGCUCAUCUCCCAGCAACACGCGGCCAUCCUGGCUUCCGCCAGCGUCGGCCGGCCACGCUACCUCUUUCAGCGAAGGUCCAAGCUGUGGGGGGACCCCCUGGACAGCAGGCCCAUCCACGGGCCGGAAGAUGACAAACCAACUGUGAUCAGCGAGCUCAGUUCCCGGCUGCAGCAGCUGAACAAGGACACGCGCUCCCUGGGGGAGGAACCUGCCGGUGGCGUGUUAGACCCUGGAAAGAAGCCUCCCGUGGUGGCAGCACGACUUUUCAGUAGUUUAGGAGAACUAAGCACCAUUUCCCAGCGCAGCUCUGGCACCACCUACACCGUGCGUCCUGGCAGCCGCUACCCUGUGACCCGCCGCACUCCCAGUCCGGUAAAGCCUGCCCUGGAUAGGACAGACCCCCUGAGCACCGUCCGGCCCUACGGGCUCACCCCGCCCACCAUCCUCAAAUCUUCCAGCCUUUCCAUCCCACACGAACCCAAGGAGGUACGCUUCGUGGUACGCAGCGUCAGUGCCCGGAGCCGCUCCCCUUCCCCCUCCCCUUCCCCGGGGCCCCCCCUGCAUUCCCUCCACCCCCCACGGCCCUUCAUGCAGAAACCCCUCCAGCUUUGGAACAAAUACGACGUGGGGGACUGGCUGGAGAGCAUUAACCUGGUGGAGCAUCGAGACAAAUUUGAGGACAAUGAAAUUGAGGGCACCCACCUGCCCGCCCUGACCAAGGAGGACUUUGUGGAGCUGGGGGUGACGCGGGUGGGGCACCGCAUGAACAUUGAACGGGCACUGAAGCAGCUGGCAGACAGCUGACCAUCCCGGCAGCCCGGGCUCCUCUCCCGGGGCCGUGUCACUCAGGGGCAGGCGGGGCCGUUCCUGCUAGGCCAGUAGACAGGAGCCCACCGGAUGCUCUUCCUGUCCUGCUCGGACUGCUGCACUGAAAGACGGGGGGUGGGCAGGCACCUCCUCUCCCUCCCACCCCACAGCUCUCCGGGCACCCUGGUGCAGACCCCCUUCCUCGGGUAUAGGCAUGGGCCACGGAAGCUCACCCCCUCCCCAAGAGAGUCACUGCUGGACAGGCGGUUCUGGGGAAGGAGAGGCGCUCCCCUCUUGGAGAACACCUUGGCAGCGUGUCCUGCCCACGUGGCAUGGGUCCCAAGGGGAGGCCAGAGGGACAAGGUGUUAAGAGGGGAAGGGGGUCCUUGCGCUGGGGUUGCAAGGCUCCAGCCGGGCCUUAACGGUAUUCGUACGUUGUGGUGCUGUGGCUGCUUGCGUUGCAUUCGGCCUUCGGAAGACCAGAUGCUAACUGGCCAGUGAGGGUUUUUGGGGAAGAGGCUCAGUGCGUUGGCCGCAGGGAGGCUGGCUGGCACCCAAGCGACUGCUGCUGGAGGAAUUCUCCCUGUGAAGGUCAGCAGGAGCUCCUAAGAGAGGUCAAGGGGCAGAAGUGGGAACACCGCUCAGGAGGGGCCCCAUCCACCCCAGUUCCUACCCCACCCGCAGCCCCGGGCCCUGACCCUGCCCUGCAAGGACCCAGCAGGGCCAGGAAGAGGAGAAGACCAGGAGAGGCACCCCCAUGGAGAGCGGGCACUGCCGCCUGGAGGACUGUUGCCAUGCCCUGGCACGCAAGCAGGGCUGAUGUCGCAUGGAUCGAAGCAUGCUUGGGGCGCAAAGAGAGGCGAAGGGCGGAUCUGGCAGCUGCUGCUUGGCCAGCCCUGGUGGGGAGGGGGGAGGCCUCGUUUGGCUUUGGGGGUGCGGGACACGUUGAAGGGGGUCUCUUAAUCUCUCUGCAUUUCUGUAGGUUUGGUGAUCCCAAGGAGAGGAUGCCCAACAGCAGGAACCCACCCCCCUCUCCGCCCUAGUCACUCAUUUUUGCAUCUUUUUAAUCAGCUAUAUAUUUGAAAAGGAAAAAAAAAGAACAAAUAUCUAUAUAUCUAUAUCUAUAGCCACCUUGUUUAGUUAACAGUUGACUGAAGCUCUAUCUUUGCUGGGGGGGAGAGGGGGGGCCUGGGGGCUCCUUCCUGCAAUGCUUGUGGGAGUUUUUAGUGACUGAAUGAAUGUGAGGGGGGGGAAGAGAAUCUUUUUAAGGUUCCUUUUAGAUGUGCUCAAUUUUAAAGAUUGGGGGUAGGAACAAAAAAAAAGGCAACAUUGCACUGGCUUCUGGGGACCCGUGUGAAGUCUUCCAUUCUUGCUGGACAGGCCCUGACUGGAGUAGCUGCUUCCCCCCAUUACACACACACACACACACACACACACACACCUGUCUUUCCCUUGCGCAAGCCCCUUCCCCUGCUUUCCUGGGGAAGAACAGAGAGGAGCAAGCGGGGAAGAACCCAAGUCUUUCGCCUUCCCUCUCCCCUCUUGAAGCCAGGGAGCCCGAACCGCAGAGCGGCUGCACCCAAAAUACCCACAGAGGGUGGGGGUCCCCAACCCUUUGCAGAGCCCAGGCCCUGUGGAAGGAAGGGCAGUCCUGAGGGCCUCCCAGCUGGGGCUGGUCUCGGAUCCCCCCUGUGGUUGGUCCAUCCCCUUUUCUUUAAGAGGCCAAAGAAAUGCCCCCCCCCGGUCACAAGUGGCCCCCCUGCACCCCUACCCUUCUGCACCUGGGGCUCCUCUGGGGGGAAUGUUCCCUCCCUACAGGCCUGGCCUAAAAUCAGAGGAGACCCAGCGGCACCUUUUAAGAUGAGCCCAUUUUUAUUUUCAAGGUGUAAUCUUAAAAAUAAGGAUGAGUCCAAAGGUGCUACCGGAGCCUUCCUGAUCUCUUUGGCACCCCAGAAGAGAGUGGCUGUUUUCCUACCACACUGCCCGGCCUAGAAGGGACACCACAGCAGGGAGCUUCCACCUUGGUGCGAGGGAGGCUGAGCCAGCUGAGUGGCUGUGCUUGGAAGGAGCCCACCUCCCUCUUUUUCCUCCCCAGACCCAGAGGAGUCUCACACCUGGGACCCUGGAGCAGGUUGGGGGAAAGAGACGGGCCAAACCAGGAGCCUCCAUCUAGGGCAGCCCAGCCAGUUCCUUUGCAGGGUCGUUAGAUCUUCUGGUGCUAGAGGGACGGGCCCUCACUGACCCCCAUAGAUCCCCAGAUUCCACCCCCCCACUUUUACCAAUCGCCAACAGAAACCUGCUUUCUGCUAAAGGCUCUCAAGCGUCUGCUCUGUAGAAGGGCUGGCCAGCGCAUGGUCUUGAAGGCCCCAGGAGAGCCAGGCAGGGAGCCAGCUUAGCUGGGGGUGGGCUGCUCUCUCCUUCCUGGAAGGAGCUCAGUGGGCCUUGGCAUCUGCCAGGAAUGCUUGCCACGACAGCCCCCCCCCAAUCCAUUGACCUACAACCCCAGAACCUACCAGGCCUUUCUGCAAUCCUUCCCCACCCCCGAAUUGACCCCCCUUAGGGAAGAGUGAGAGGAGGGGGCCAGGUCUAUCCCCUCCCCGUCCCUGAACAGACACCCACCAUGGUGGCACUACCAAAUUUUAAAUCUCCCAGUCACAGGAGGAGGAAGGAAAGCAGCUGUGUUCCAAUUCCAAACGUUUAAGAAGCCCCAACAUCCCAGGGACACCUAGCAAAGCCUGGACAUUUUCCCCAUCCACAUGAAAACCUUGUUUCGGGCCAGUCGCGCACAAGUUGUGUGAUAAGAGUUUUAAAUGUCAGCAAACGCUGGGCCCGUCCCACAUCUGGUGCUCUCCAACCGCGUCAGGCUGCAGUUCCCAUCAUCCCCAGCUAGUGUGCUGGGGGGGGGGCAGCUUCCUCUGAAGUCUUCUAGUCCAACCCCUUGCUCAAGCAGGAGGGCCCCCCCCAUCAUUUCAGACAAAUGGUUGUCCCAUCUCUUCUUGAACAACCCCCCCCCCCCCCCCCAUCCCCGUGGUGGAGCCCCCACAACUUCUGAAGGGAAAGUCCUUCACAGGUUAAUUGUCCUCCCUGUCUGGAAAUUCUUCCUUCUGGGCUGUCUCUCUCCUGAAUGGACUUCCACCCGUUGCUUCUUGUCCCGCCUUCUGGUGCUUUGGCGAAUAGGUGGAGCCCCUCUUCUCUGGGGCAGCCCCUCAAAUACCGGAAGGCUGCUAUCA